UUCGCUCUGAGGAGGCGGCCCUGGGCGGCCAUUUCGGGGCCUCCCUUCUUCCCUCCUCCUCUCGCCCUAGUCCUUAGCCUACUACUGCUGCGGCCUAUAGGCUCCGGCUGGGGAUGGAGGGCGAGAGCACCACGGCCCUCCUGCCGGGCUUCGUCUUCGGGGCCCUGGCUUUCCACCACCUCAGCACCGACUCUGACACGGAAGGUUUCCUCCUUGGGGACGUGAAGGGCGAAGCUAAAAAUAGUAUUACGGACUCCCAAAUGGACGAUGUUGAAGUGGUUUAUACAAUUGAUAUACAGAAACACAUUCCAUGUUAUCAACCCUUCAGCUUUUACAAUUCUGCUGGAGAACUGAAUGAGGCACUGCUGAAGAAAAUAUUGUCAAGAUGCCAGAAGACUGUGGUAGGCUGGUACAAGCUCAGGCGCAAUACUGACCAGACCAUGACUUUCCGAGAGCGACUCCUUCAUACACGUUUACAAUCACACUUUUCAAAUCAGGGUCUUGUUUUUCUGUUACUAACUUCCAGUGUAACUUCUUCAAGUUCAUCCACUUACAAACUUGAGUAUGCCUUGCACAAACCACAAGAAGGUCUUUUCCAGAAAGUUCCUCUUAUUGUGGCCAAUCUGGGAAUGGCAGAGCAACAAGGUUACAGAACUGUAUCUGGUUCUUGUAUUUCUUCUGGCUUUUGUAGAGCAAUUGCAGAACACAGGUCAGAAUUUUUUAAUGAAGAUGGGUCUCUAAAAGAGGUACAUAAGAUUAAUGAAAUGUAUGCUACUUUGCAGGAGGAACUAAAGAAUCUAUGCAGUAAAGUAGUGGAUAGUGAAAGGCUGAUAGAGAAUCUAUUAGCAGAAGUAGAUCAACUAAGAGAAGAAGUAAAAAGAAAAAAAGAACAUAUGCUAAUUGCAGAAAAAAACAAAAGCCAUCCAGAUGAGCCAAAAGAGAAUAUUUUCCUUUGUCAGGCUUUGCAAAACUUUUUCCCAAACUCCGGACUAAACAUGAACAUUGUUACUUUAAAAGGAAGACAGCUUUCUAAGUAUUGCUGCACUGUUGACCACAACAUCAGAGUAACAGACCAACUAACAUUAAUGCUCAAAGAAACUAAUUUUCCUGAAGCUGAAACAAGGCUAGCAAUGAAACGAAAAGCUAGUGUAAGUACAAGUGGAACAAAUCCCUUCAAAAGACUAAGAUCAUUCCAACUUCGUCAAAAACCAUUUCGAGAAGAAAAUGGCAAUUGUGACCAAGAAAGAAAUAUGAGCAAUGCUGAACCAGAUGAGGAUGAACCUCAAGAGCCUGGUGAAUACACACGUUCUCCAACUAUCUAAAUUUUUCUAGAGAUAUAAAGGAUUUUUUCUAUAGUUAUCCUCUGUAUUUGCUGCAUAUACAGUUACCAUUCUGCGUUAAUUCAGGGCGUCUGGGCAAAAUCCCUCAGAUAGUAAAAUUCACUCAUUACACCAACAUUGUCCUUACAAUUCAAGAAAGACAAAGCAGUCUCAUAUUCUCAGGGAUUAUUUCAGACAGUACCAUAGAACAGGCCACAAAUAUUUAGAGUUUUGUUUUUUAAUACCAGGUAUACUUAAGAAGUGGUUAUACUGGAGGCCCAACACUUCUGUGACCCAAAAAAUAUGGAAGCAGACCAAACUUAAUAGCCCAUUUAAUACAUCCCUUUUGAUUAUGCACUAACACUUGAAUUUUUCCUAAUUUUGUUAUUACUACUACACUUUAGUUUUGGAAGGGUGCAGAAACCUGGGAUUGGGGACCACAUGCCAUACCCUCCCCACCCCGAUACAUACAAUACAGAUAUGUGUUGCUAAUGCUCACUACAAUUUCAAGAAACAAAGCUAUUCGGUUUACAAAAGGAAUAAAUCAUUAAUUAUGAGACAAUGUCAGGACAAAUACUCAUCACCCUUUCUUUUGUAUUCUGCAUACAGAAGGAAAUAACAAUAGACUGAUUGUUGAGGUGGAAGUGGCUUGUUUAUUGAGGUUCUAUUAGUAAUGAGCACAAAGUAAUAACAAAAAUACAUUUAUUAGGUACAAUUAACAGUUCAUUCUGGAUAUUUAAUAUUACAUAUUUUAGGGUCACUGAGGAAUGUUGGGUCCUUAUAUGUCACCGACAUAAAUCCUGUAACAUAAUCAUCAAGAUGUUAGGUUUUG
Sceloporus undulatus (fence lizard) is the source of this 2151-nucleotide messenger RNA. It is a transcript of the gene ABRAXAS1, whose product is annotated as abraxas 1, BRCA1 A complex subunit. NCBI's taxonomy places the organism in Eukaryota, Metazoa, Chordata, Lepidosauria, Squamata, Phrynosomatidae. The record is from RefSeq and is a predicted model, not a curated record. Bases 114 to 1322 code for a protein of 402 amino acids. Gene Ontology annotation, biological process: mitotic spindle assembly; protein K63-linked deubiquitination; attachment of spindle microtubules to kinetochore. Gene Ontology annotation, molecular function: microtubule binding; polyubiquitin modification-dependent protein binding. The transcript is spliced from 9 exons. Gene Ontology annotation, cellular component: nucleus.